Molecule: messenger RNA, 1314 nt
Organism: Sesamum indicum (sesame)
Lineage: Eukaryota; Viridiplantae; Streptophyta; Magnoliopsida; Lamiales; Pedaliaceae
Product: thiamine-phosphate synthase
Source: RefSeq, a predicted model, not a curated record
CCAUGACUAAUGUUUUGGCUAACAAUUGCAGAAACAACGGCUAAUGGCCGUUGCUAACCCGUAGUUGAUUUGUAUUUGCUAUAAUUUUCUUCUUUUGACUAUACUAAUUAACUGUAGAGAAAAUUCAAAACCUUAAAUAAUAAAGGAAUAUUCGUAGUUAUCAUUAGGCAUCAAUUUUCUUAUCAUAGAGGACAAAUUACAAUAACAUUUUCUAGAAUUUGUCAUAAUUAUAAUUCCUCGCUCGUUAUUUGAAAAAUUACAAAUAUUCUCAUAAAACUAACAUGCGUCUAACAAACACCUAUCGUGAAUCCUGAUUGUAGAGGACUACUUGUUGGAUAUAUAUUAAUUUUAGAAAUAUUUAUAAAUUUUUAAACAAUGAGUGAUUAUUUAUAAUUAUUAGUUGGAUAUAGCACAUAAAAGAAAAAUUAAGAGAAUUUACCUAAAAUAAAGCAUUGAAGCAGGAGUACUAGAAUUCUUGGCAAUUGAGCAUCAAGAAUAGUAUAAGGUAGAUUGAGGGGAACAAGAAUAGACAAGAAUUUGCUUUCAUCUCAACUCAAGCAAGCCGUUUUUAAGCUGAGAAACCGAUUUUCUAUUGGUUAACUGGAAUUUCAAUUGUGGAGAGGGACACCAUGUUUGCUACUGCAAUCAGGUAUAUUGCAAAGAAACCAAAGCCGAAGAUGAAACCAAUAGAACUCAAAACUCCGCCAGAGCAAACACAAACGAUCACAAGGGUCAUUUUCGAUGUCUUGAAGGAGCACGGACCUCUAACCGUUGCUGAUACUUGGGAGCAUGUUAAGACAAUUGGGUUAAAAGGACUCACAAGUAAAAGACACAUGAAGAUAGUUAUGAGAUGGAUGAGAGAGAGACAGAAGCUAAGGCAAAUAUGCAACCAUGUUGGGCCUCACAAGCAGUUCCUGUACACUACAUGGUUCACAAAACCUGAUAUCAAGCAGACAAGGCCUGGAACUGACGCUCCGAGGCCAAAGCCAUAAGCAUUUUACAUGGUAGCAGCUGAGAAGGUUGCAUGAUGUUGAUUGCAGAGAUCGUGUUUUUCAACCAUUAAAACCAUUCUAUUUACUUUCAUGCUUUGGCUCAGAAGGGUGAUUGCAGAUAUCGUGUUCUUUAAUGAUUAUAACCGUUCUCUUUACUUUCAUGCUUUGUACAAAAGUUACAUUUGAGUUUUGCCCAUAGAAAGGUCUUGCAAUCAGCUGGUGAUUUGACUUAAAGAACUUGUGUUCUUUCUAGGAAAUGGACGCAGUGGUCUUUCUGUUACCUCUAAACUUUCUUGUAAUAUACAAGUCAAGUACUAUUGUC